CGACAUGCACAUUAAACGUUGCUUUGUAGUCCGUCCGGACUCCGGAAACCACCUGGUCCAGCUUUCCACACGCGCAUGUUGUAGUUGGAAUGACUUCCCUUUACUAGCGGGUAGUUUUAACUGUGUCUGUAAUCUCUUUCUUUUAAACCAUGUCAGGCAAAUCGGAGUUGAAAAUCAACCCCGGCUUCGCUCAGAAAUAUGAGAAGUACCGACAGAAAGAAGAGCUACAGAGACUGAAGGACCGAUACGGAGACCGAGCAGAUGAGAGUGACUCCGAGUCGUCCGAGUCCAGCUCUGGGGACAGUGAAGUGGAACUAGACCCUGAAGUUGAGAGGGAUUUUUACAGAACGUUGUCUCUGCUGAAGAAGAAGGACCCCAAGAUCUAUGAGGCAGAUGCAAAGUUCUACUCAGAAGAUGCAUCCACCAGUAAUGAGAAGCCUUCAACGUCGAAGACAGCAGUGAAGCCCAUGUAUCUCAAGGACUAUGAACGUAAAGUCAUACUGGAGAAGGAAGGCAAAUAUGAGGAUGAUGACGACAGUGAUGACGAGGAGGCCGCCAGGAGAAUAGAGAGAGCUGCCUCUCCGAGCUACAUUCAGGAGCAGCGGGAGCUGAAACAGAGCUUCCGUAAGUUCAUCCAGGACAGCGACGACGAUGAUGAUGAUGACGAUGAUGACGACAAGGGCAGUGGGCGAGAGGGACCAUCCAAGCUGCUCAUCAGGAGGAUCAAAACACAGGAAGAGAAGGAUAAAGAAGAGGCAGACUAUGUGGACUGGCUGAAAGGCCAAGCUGACCUCGAGGGUCCGGAGGAGGUGAAGGACAUGAAGUACUUAAGGGACUACUGGAAUGACCCAGAGCUGGACGAGAGGGAGCGUUUCCUGAGAGACUACGUCCUCAACAAGGGCUACCUAGAUGAGGGUGAUGAUGAACGGAUCCCGACCUACGAAGAGGUGGUCCAGGAUGAUGUGGACGAUUCGGAAGAGGAAGGGGAGACUUUCUUGGAGCGGCAGGCGGACUUUGAGAGAAGCUACAACUUCCGAUUUGAAGAGCCCGACGCUCAGCGGGUCAAGACGUACCCCCGCAGCAUCGCCACCUCCGUGCGCUCCAAAGACGACCGCAGGAAACGCAAAAGGGAGGAAGUGAAAGAAAGGAAGGAUAAGGAGAAAGAGCAGAAGCGCGAGCAGCUGAAGCAGCUGAAGAACCUGAAGCGCAACGAGAUCAUGGAGAAGCUCAAGAAGCUCCAGGAGCUGACCGGCAACGAGCAGCUGGCCUUCAGUCAGACUGACCUGGAGGGAGACUUCGAUCCACAGCAACACGAUCAGCUCAUGCAGAAGUUCUUUGGGAACGAAUACUACGGAGAAGAAGAGGAGGGGAAGCCUCAGUUUGAUGAUGAUGAUGAGCUUGACGAGCACUGGAACUGGGACACUUGGACCGGAGAGGAACGAGAGGAGGACGGUGAUGAAGAGGAGCAGGAGUAUGACGCCUCUGGACCCCACUGUGAAGAUGAAAACUUCAUUAUGGAUGCGGACUACGACCCGAGCCAGCACACCGCCUCUAAGAAGAAAAAGGAACGGAAGAAGAUGAAGAAAGAGGAUUUGCCACAAUCGGGCAAAAAGAAGAAAAAGUCUCACUUUGCAGAAGUCAUCACCAAAAACAAGCCUGUGUUUGAUCCACAGGAGAAGAGCUUUGAGCAGUACCUGGACGAGUACUAUAAGCUGGACUACGAGGACAUCAUUGACGACCUGCCGUGCCGGUUCCGCUACAGGCAGGUCCUGGCCAACGACUUCGGCCUGAGCACCGAGGAGAUUUUAACUGCUAACGAUACAGAGCUGAACCGCUGGUGCUCUCUGAAGAAGACGUGCAUGUUCAGGUCUGACAAGGAAGAGACGAGCGAUUUGAAGAACUAUAUCAUCAAGGCUCAGAAUGAAAAGAGGAAAAAGGAAAUCCUGAGCUCUGUGUAUUCUGAGGAAGACAAAGAGCUGGCAGAGGCUAAGACCAAGGUGGGGAAGAAGCGACGAGAUCAUCUGAAGGACGCUGAGAAGCGAGACGGAGCGACAGCUGAGGACGGCGACGCAGCCUCAAUCCUAGACUCUGCGGAAGAGACUGUAGUCCAAGCUCUCCGACGAGCAGGAGACGAGGCAGAAGAAGCAGCAGCAGAGGAGGAGGAGAUUCUGAUACCCAAGAAAAAGAAGAUGAAACGGGAAGAGGAGCCCCAGACGGGGGUUUCUGCCGUGGCAGCGGCAGGUAAAGCUGACGAGGUGGAAAACAGGACUGAGAGGCCAAAGUGGUCCAAGAAGAAGCACAAGCCCUCGGGCGGACGCCUCAUAUCGGGAACCGGCGGGGUGAGAAUAGGCGGCCGGGAGUUCAGCAGACAGAGACUGAAGGCCUACGGUCUGAACCCCAAGAGACUGUUCUUCAGACAGCUCGGCAGACAGAAACGAAAAGCGCAGGAGAAGAAAGAGAAGCAGAAAAACAAGGAGUGAGCCGCCACCUCUGAGAUAACUGACCGUAUCGUACAAUCCAUUGAUAUUUAAUGGUCUAAGAAUUAAAUGCUAUAUGAAAGUUAUUUACUUUAUGCCCUCAAAGUUCCUUUUUUUGAUUUGAAAACUGCAAAGAAUUGUUUAAAUGGUGGCUACAAAUUUAGAAUUUGUACCUAAUUGUUCAUACUUACGGUUGAGCAUAUGGUUGGAUUAUGGGUUUGACAUUAACCGAUUUCUCUUGCUAAUAUUGUCUAGAUUUCACAAAACGAUGUAAUAAACAUGCAGUUGUAUAUGA
Messenger RNA from Sander lucioperca (pikeperch), 2772 nucleotides. RefSeq names its product KRI1 homolog (gene kri1). Lineage: Eukaryota; Metazoa; Chordata; Actinopteri; Perciformes; Percidae. Bases 150 to 2480 code for a protein of 776 amino acids. Gene Ontology annotation, biological process: endonucleolytic cleavage in ITS1 to separate SSU-rRNA from 5.8S rRNA and LSU-rRNA from tricistronic rRNA transcript (SSU-rRNA, 5.8S rRNA, LSU-rRNA). The record is from RefSeq and is a predicted model, not a curated record. Gene Ontology annotation, cellular component: nucleolus; 90S preribosome. The transcript has 18 exons.